Molecule: messenger RNA, 663 nt
Organism: Saccostrea cuccullata (small rock oyster)
Lineage: Eukaryota; Metazoa; Mollusca; Bivalvia; Ostreida; Ostreidae
Product: serine/threonine-protein phosphatase 4 regulatory subunit 2-B-like
Exons: 4
Coding region: 135-485 (116 amino acids)
Source: RefSeq, a predicted model, not a curated record
CAGCCAAUUAGAUCAAAGUAAGUAUCACGUGGUUUAAAACAACGCCAGCAAUCCGGCGGGAAGUUUGGUCGUCUGCGUACCCAUAUUACCUCAGCAUUUUGUAAAUAAAGACACGAGUUAAAAAACAUACCAUAAUGCCAGGAGAAAAGGAAACUACAACUGAGGAAGUUCAGGCUUCUGAAACCACAGAGACUAAAACAAAGGAAGUCAAAGAAGUAGAAAAAACGGACGAGAAAGAAGAGACAAAAGAAGAAAAGACAGAGGAGAAAACUGAAGAUACUGAAGAUACAAAGACAGAAUCAGAGGAGAAGACAGAUGAAAAUGGUGAAAAGAAAGAAGACUCAAAUCAAAAUGCAAAUACAGAUGAGACCUCGGAAAAGAGAACUUCAGAAGAGGAUUCAGAGGAGGCCAGUCCGACCAAAAAAGUGAAAAAAGACGAGGCAGCAGAAGGUGAACAGCCGCAAGUGGAGGCAGCAUCAGCCUAGAUCUCUUCAUUACAUUUCAUUUCAUCUGAACUGUAUCAAAUCAUGUUUUUAUAUGUUGUCUUGUAUUUUUAAGAUCAUACCCAUGUUAUACUUAUUUAAGGAUCAAGUGGAAGGACAGUAAUUGUUUCAACAUUUUUACGUUGGUGUUAAUGACAGUAAAUAUAGUCUAGUUAUGGUA